CCCUCCAGGGGUGAGCAGAAGGAAUACAACCUAACAGCUGGUUCUGAGUGAGAAGCCACCAAAGCAUAAGCUACGAGAGGGUUCUCAAAAAGAUUCUGCCUACUCAAAACUCCUCAUUCUUUUUGUUGUUGAGAAGCUAGGUGUCUGCCAUUUUUAAAUUUCUUAUUCCAUUUAAAGGGAAACCAGUGAAUUGAAAAUGAGACUAAAUGUUGCCAUCUUCUUUGGAGCUCUCUUUGGUGCUUUGGGGGUUUUACUCUUUUUGGUGGCUUUUGGAUCGGAUUAUUGGCUUCUUGCGACUGAAGUGGGGAAGUGUUCAGGUGAACAGAAUAUAGAAAACGUCACUUUCCACCAUGAAGGAUUCUUUUGGAGGUGUUGGUUUAGUGGGAUUGUGGAAGAGAAUGAUUCCAAUAUCUGGAAGUUCUGGUACACUAAUCAGCCACCGUCCAAGAACUGCACACAUGCUUACCUGUCGCCAUAUCCCUUCAUGAGAGGCGAGCACAACUCUACCUCCUAUGACUCUGCAGUUAUUUACCGUGGUUUCUGGGCAGUCCUGAUGCUCUUGGGGGUAGCCACUGUGGUGACCGCCAGCUUUCUGAUCAUCUGUGCAGCGCCCUUCGCCAGCCACCUUCUUUACAAAGCCGGGGGAGGCUCCUAUGUGGCUGCAGGCAUCCUGUUUUCACUGGUGGUGAUGCUGUAUGUCAUCUGGGUCCAGGCAGUGGCUGACAUGGAAAGCUACAAAAACAUGAAAAUGAGAGACUGCUCGGAUUUCACUCCUUCUGUUCUGUAUGGCUGGUCAUUUUUCGUGGCCCCAGUGGGGAUAUUUUUUUCUUUGCUUGCUGGAUUACUAUUUCUAGUUGUUGGACAUCACAUUCAGACACAUCACUAAUCAAACUGUUGCCACCAGUGUUUUCUUGAGAGAUUUUAAAACACCAUAUUUUUAAAUUUUCAUUUUGUGUUAGUGAUCCCAGCAUAAAAUUAGUUAAUGAUAUGUUUUAGUUGCUAUUUGAAUUAACCAUUUUCCUUGUGAUUUCCCCUGAUAAGAAGGUUCUAUAAUCUCUCCAGACACCAACGUGUUUCCAUCUUAGCUAAGUGCUAUCAGGAACCUAGUUCUUUGGGGAGCAGGUAACAUGGGCCUCCAUUUCAUUGCACUGGUUAGAGUUCAUGCAGGUCGCAAAUAUAUAUAAAGGUAUUAUAACAUAAUACUACCAUCAACCGGGGCAAAUCAAGAUUUGAUUUAAAGCCGCCUUCUUGGCAUUUACUUCUGUUGCUACUUAAAAAAAAAAAAUCUUUGGAGAAUAAUUAAGAACGGGAAACAAAUGUCAGAAUUUACUCCAUUCUUCUCUGCACACAUACAUAAACACAUGCACAUUCACUGACUCCUGUGAGCAAGUUAUUCAUUAUCUACAACUAGACAGCAGUUGUGUUCUGGUAGCGGGAGCCAGGCACACUUGUCAGUUAAAAUGGGCCACAAGAACCGAGAACGUGGACUUUUUCCACUUUCUUACCACUUGGUUACCUAAUUUGAUUCACUCAAUUGCGCAUACUUACAUAAACCUUAAACUAUGUUUAAAAGUAACAAAUCUGUGCACCAAAUUACAUAUAAUGCAGAUUGGAUUUUUAAGAACUUAAAGUGGGUUAAUUGUCUACUUAAUACGGUUGAAAAUAUGUAAAAAACAAGAACCUUAGCUUAGUACAUAACUCUAUUUUAGAAUUCCCAUUUAAAAUUGUAUUGCUAAUACGUUCAACAUGUGAAAAUUUAUUGAUGAAGUAUGCAUUUAAUAUGUACAAAAAUACUUCCAUAUGAGCCUUUCUUUAUUAAAGACUAUGAAAUGUCAACUUUUCCUGAGAUUUUAUGGGCUGUAGUUCUUCUGAUCAUUUGAUUCCCUUAAUUAUUGUCCAUCGAUUUCUUCGUUUUUACAACAGGUAUAUUAACAUUUAUAGGCGUGCUAUUUCCUUUAACUUCUUGGAAGACAACUUUUGCUUUUUGCUGGGGGGAGGGGAGGGGUGGAAUAAUUCUGUAUUAUUUACUAGCACAGAUAUUUUGCAUAUCAAAGAUGUUUGUCUGGCACCAGUUUUGAUUGAAAUCAAAUCCAUCUGAGAUGCCAAAGUCCUAUUUGCAUUUUGGAAACCUCCACCCUAAGGAGUUUGUGUUAGUGAAGGAACAGAGUACAACAUGGCUGUGAGCUUUGUUCCAGGGGCAGCUGCUGUGAAGGUGAGGGCAGGACUCAGAGGCAACUGAGGGGUGGUCACCUAGAAGAUGCUGUGGCCAGAGAGACUGCUGCUGUCCAUCCAGCUGUUUCCGUGAUGGAGAGAGUGCUCGAGUCUUCUCUACAUGUCUCCUACUUUCCAUCAAACCUUGUUUCAGUGGGAGGGGUUUCUGGAGGACGAGCACAGGUCUGAGGCAUCCACAGACUCCUGAGGAGCACUUUAGUGUUUAGGGAUUUGCAUGCAAUAAAAACACAAAACAAAACCAAAAAACUAAGCUUCAGGGGUGUAACUGGUUUCUCAAGCCAUUUCAGUUCUAUCCUAAAUGAUUUUUGUGGUACUUUCCUUAGUCUUUUUCUGUUUCAUUUUUAUAUUGUGUUCCUUUAUCUCUUUGCUUUUGGCUUGAUUAUUAGAAAAAUAAUUAUGGGUUCUGUUAUGCAUAUUGACUCUGAUAUUAAAUUAUGGCACACCAUUAAGUUUUCCAGACGAUGCUAGAUGUAUUUGAUUAGCUCAUGUCAUCUGUAAAUACAAUUCCUUUUUGUAGAACUUUGGAAUGGAGCCUUUUCUUGGUGUAUUAUAUGUCAUUUCAAUUUCACAUACAAGCUGCUUUCAGUAAAGGUUUGAAUAUUUAUAAAU
Messenger RNA from Hipposideros armiger (great roundleaf bat), 2841 nucleotides. RefSeq names its product transmembrane protein 182 (gene TMEM182). The coding region runs from base 197 to 886 and encodes 229 amino acids. Gene Ontology annotation, cellular component: membrane. Lineage: Eukaryota; Metazoa; Chordata; Mammalia; Chiroptera; Hipposideridae. The record is from RefSeq and is a predicted model, not a curated record. The transcript has 5 exons.